GCGUUUUGUCCAAAGCUAACAAAAUAGCAAGAGUAAAACAGAGCAAAAAAAAAUGGCAGCUCAUGGAUCAUCUUGUGGAGCAUGCAAGUUCCUAAGGAGGAAAUGCAACAUUGAUUGCGUCUUCUCGCCUUACUUCAGCUACGAGCAGGCCUCAUCUCACUUUGCAGCGGUCCACAAAGUCUUUGGCGCAAGUAAUGUCUCAAAGCAUUUGCUUAGUUUGCCUCUACAUCAAAGAAGCGCAGCUGCGAUCACUAUCUCCUACGAGGCUCUCUCUCGCAUGUGUGAUCCUGUUUAUGGCUGCGUCGCCCACAUCUUCGCUCUUCAGCAACAGGUCAUGACUUUGCAAGUGGAGAUCGAGUUUCUUGGGACGCAUAUGGCGAACUUAUCCAACACUACUCAGAGCCGGUCACAACCUAACGACAUGCCCGAGUUUCUGAAUCAGAUGACAAUGGACACUACGACCGGUUUCAUCGACCAGACAGUUUUGCACAACGACGUUGGAAUAAACUGCAUUGAAGGGUUCUUCACAAACCCGGAGGAAGUGCUCGUGAAUCAUCCAUGGUUUCAGAACAUGGAUCACUAUUACUACGCACCACAACAUUAGACGUGAACUAAAAAUGAUCAAUCACAUAUAAGAGAAUGCGCCGUUUUUACAUAUGCCAUGGUUUUUUGCCACGAGCCAUUAUAUUUUGGCCACGUUUUCUAAAUUGUAUGCAAUCUGUUAAGGUUAAUUAGAUCUUGGAAUCCAAUUACAAUUGGAUUAUAAAAAAAAAUAUGCAUUUCGGUGAUGUCACUCCCUAAGUCAAUAGUAUGACGUUAGUGUUUCAUUUGGGUCUAUGUAAAAUGUUUGUUUAGCAUGCAUUCCUCAGUCAAGUUCUAAUUAAUGUGAUAUAUUAA
Brassica oleracea var. oleracea is the source of this 897-nucleotide messenger RNA. Its product is annotated as LOB domain-containing protein 33. The transcript has 2 exons. The record is from RefSeq and is a predicted model, not a curated record. The coding region runs from base 53 to 604 and encodes 183 amino acids. Gene Ontology annotation, cellular component: nucleus. Gene Ontology annotation, biological process: positive regulation of DNA-templated transcription; hormone-mediated signaling pathway. NCBI's taxonomy places the organism in Eukaryota, Viridiplantae, Streptophyta, Magnoliopsida, Brassicales, Brassicaceae.